CGUGGUGACAUAUCCGUAUAAAUCUUUUCUGAAUUUCUUCAACAAUGGGCAACCAAUUUUCCCAGCAAGUCGAAGAGACUCCGGCUCCGGCCGAGACAUUUGCAACUAUUGCACCAAAGCCCGUCCCAGAGACUGUAUCUGCUUCUGGUGAUACAAAAGAGGCCGUCGAAGAUACUGUAUCGGCGUCUGGUGACAAAAAAGGCAAUUGCGGGGCUUGCUGCGCCUGUCCCGAGGCCAAGCAGGCACGUGACCAGUGCUUUGUGGAGCACGGAGAAGAGCACUGCCUGGGCGUGAUCGAUGCAUACAAGAAGUGCAUGCGCGAGGCAGGCUUCAAUAUCUAAGCAAAACAUAGCCCCGUCUCCAGAUAACUUCAUAUAUUGAUCCAGAUACAUUGAAAGAAAGAACACACUAUCAUAUAAAAGAGAUGCUUUGCUGAAAGAAACCACCUAAAUACCAGUCGUCAUGGAAGUGUAAAGAAUAUACAUCUUAGUAUUCUAAAUAAAUUAUCCUUUCCGAGCCAAAAUAUACUACG
Drosophila persimilis is the source of this 532-nucleotide messenger RNA. RefSeq names its product cytochrome c oxidase copper chaperone 1. The transcript is spliced from 2 exons. NCBI's taxonomy places the organism in Eukaryota, Metazoa, Arthropoda, Insecta, Diptera, Drosophilidae. The coding region runs from base 45 to 341 and encodes 98 amino acids. Gene Ontology annotation, molecular function: copper ion binding; copper chaperone activity. Gene Ontology annotation, biological process: mitochondrial respiratory chain complex IV assembly. Gene Ontology annotation, cellular component: mitochondrial intermembrane space. The record is from RefSeq and is a predicted model, not a curated record.